UAAGUGACUUCCACUAGUGGGUGCUUAGCUGUUUGGGCUGGAGUGGACUGGAUAAGACAGUUCCUCGUUGAAGAUUAUCCGGAAAUCGGUCUCCUCAGUAGAUAUGUGGACAGUUAUACUUAAAUAGUUCAUGAAUCAUCCGUUCUUCACAUCUACGUCGCUGCAGCUUUACUCCACACAGUGUUUACCCACCCCCUCACAGUGACUCAGCAGAUACUGUGACAGCUGUGAUUGACCGUGAUAUCAGCCAGUAACAUGUCCAUGUUCAGCACGGGCAUCCUUGUGCUGACGUCUCCUCUCCACACCCUCCCCUUGCGCAUCGCUCCAGUGCUCACUUCAGCUGCUCAGCUUGUAGAGCGCACACUGUACGUGCACCUCCAUCCCGGGCUGAACCUGGGAAGUGGGAGCCAGCCUCGGCCAGUUUUCAUUCCACCAGUAGUGGACCUGUCUACGCUCAUAUCCCGCCUUUACAGCAAUGCAGCUGACAUAUGCGGGCAUCUGGAUGUUCGUGUUUUGCUGACCAAUGUGCGCGCUCAGUCAGCUGCCAGCAGCGGGGCCGCAGCCCCAAACUGCCCCUUCCCCACACCACAGUCUCUGUCUCACUCCCCGGAGGUGGUGCUAACAGACUUUCCUCUGCAGGACCCAGGUCAGUCCCAUCAGGUCACACAGUGUCUGCAGAGGUAUACAGGCCACUGCUACGUCUGUAGCCCCACCCUCCCCUCAGUGCUGCUUCACCCGCAGCUAGUGAAGCUGCAGGAGCAAGAGGAAGGGCUGAAAGAGCCCAAGGAAAAGGCGAAACCUUUGGAGACCUACAGUGAUGUGGUGGUAGGGGGGACAUUUGACCGGCUCCAUGGGGCCCACAAGACGCUGCUCAACAUCUCAUGCCUGCUAGCUAACAGAAGGUUCCUUAUUGGUGUGUGUGACCAAGCAAUGCUGAAAAAAAAAGUGCUGAAGGAGCUGGUCCAGCCCUACUCUCUGCGGGCACAGAAACUACAGGAGUUCCUGCAUGAUGUCAAACCCUCCCUGCAGGUGGAGAUCGUGCCCCUGGACGACCCCUUUGGAGUGUCUGUGGUUGACCCCUUGCUGCAGUGCAUUGUGGUUAGUGAGGAGACCAGAAAGGGAGGCGAGGCGGUCAACAAGAAACGGAUUGAGAACGGCCUUCCAGCUCUCGUCCUCCACGAGAUCCAGUUGCUCAAAGACGCCCACCACACUGAGACGGAGGAGGAGAAGAUCAGCUCCUCCAGUCUGCGAUCUCGUCUGCUGGGCACCCUCCUGAAGCCGCCUAAAGACACAUCCCAUCUCGCUCCCCUUCCAUACGUGAUCGGCCUGACAGGAGGCAGCGGCAGUGGAAAGAGCUCCAUCGCCAGGCAGCUGGAGGAUUUGGGCGCCGUCCGCAUUGACUGUGACAAGCUGGGCCAUGAGGUGUACCAGCCGGGCACUGCAGCCUAUCACAGAGUGCUGGAAGAAUUCGGGUCAGAUCUUCAGAAUGAGGAUAAAACCAUCAACAGACGAGCAUUAGGAAGAAAGGUUUUUGGAAACCAGGACCGGUUAAAAGCCCUGACAGACAUUGUUUGGCCUGAGAUUGCACUUCUGGUGAAGAACAGGAUCAGCCAAGCCAGAGAGGAAGGUAAACAGGUUUGUGUGCUGGAUGCAGCAGUUCUCCUGGAGGCCGGCUGGACAGACAUGGUCCACGAGGUCUGGGUCACCGUCAUCCCCGAGGAGGAGGCAGUGUUAAGGAUCACAGAGCGAGACGGUGUGUCCACAGAGGACGCCCUGCGCCGGCUGCAGAGCCAGUGGUCCAACAGCAAGCAAGUAGAGCACGCCAAUGUGGUGCUCAGCACGCUGUGGGAACCGGAGGUCACACGGAAACAGGUACUGAAAGCUUGGAAUCUUCUUCAGCAGAGAAUCCAACAGCGGCGAGAGGGAAAAGUGUCUGUCACUACAUCAUCUCAGCUGUGACCUGUGCAUGCAGAUACAAGCAUGUGUCAGGCCCACGGACAUGAGUGCACAAAUGACUGAUCCGCAUAAGGAGACGCUGCCUUAGAAAGAAGCGAGGAUGAUGACUGUGCCAUCACAGCAAACCCAACAAGCACUUUCACUUCUUUGACCAACACUCAGUGCCUAGUUGACUUUCCAUGGGUUUUUAAAGUCUAGUUUUAUUUGAAGAUUGUGAGUUAAAAGUUGGAUGGAUGAGGAAAAAAAAAUCAUAAAUGAUCCUUUACAAAAUAAAUUUGGAAUUUGACAGCUGGAAUUCAUGUUUGGGAUUAAUAAAAUGUUGUAUCCUAAGAAUUGUAGGUCUGUUUUCAUCCAAAGAUUUGUUUUAUUUAUGAAUGACAUGCCUUUAAAUAGGUGCUGUUAAAUGAUACGCCCAACAGUCAGCGAUCUCAGAUCAUUUUAAGGUCAAACUUUUUAGCAAAGUCCAAUAUUGUGGACAGUUCUGUGGAUUGAUAUGAAUGUAGCUUAGAAAAGCAACUAAUAGUAAGGGAAAGGUGAGAUACUAUAUUGAAAGAUUGUAUAACUGUUAAAUCAUAGGAUUAAAUGUUUGUGGUUUCAGGGUUGGGAGAAUAUGCUAACAAAUUCACAAUCACUGUGGCGUGAGGAAUGACCAAACAUGGUAAACUGUAUCAGAGAGACAUGUGCAAUAGGUUAGGAUAUAUUAUAACAUUAUCAGUGUAGCUGUCACGUUGAGACGCACAGGGCGCUGAAAAUGAUUGACACAAUCACAAUGACUAAUAGGAAAUAAUAAGGGCAACACAUAUAGGACACUGAGGUAAAUCAAGCUGACAUGAGAAAGGUUUUACAGCUUUGAAACAUUUAUCUGGAAAUGAAAUCCUUUGGAAAACCUUGACUUGCAGUCAAGAACGAGCUCACCUCAACAUUCAGAUAUUUAUGUUUCUGAAAGUACCUGGAAAAGCCAAAAUGGACAGCAGGGUAGAAACUAAUAUGUUUACAUUGUGAGAAUAAAAUACUCCUUCAUUGCUUCAGCCAUACCAUAAUGUCAUUUGAUCAUACAGUUGGUAAGAAUUGUCUUGCAUGUCAUCUGGAAACUCAGUGGAAUACUUAUAUAAAUUGGCGUAACAUUAAAUGAAAUGUUUUCAAA
Epinephelus fuscoguttatus (brown-marbled grouper) is the source of this 3100-nucleotide messenger RNA. It is a transcript of the gene coasy, whose product is annotated as CoA synthase. The transcript has 10 exons. Lineage: Eukaryota; Metazoa; Chordata; Actinopteri; Perciformes; Serranidae. Gene Ontology annotation, biological process: coenzyme A biosynthetic process. Bases 256 to 1959 code for a protein of 567 amino acids. The record is from RefSeq and is a predicted model, not a curated record. Gene Ontology annotation, molecular function: ATP binding; dephospho-CoA kinase activity.